This is a messenger RNA of Cyprinus carpio (common carp), 2170 nucleotides long. Its product is annotated as hypoxia inducible factor 1 subunit alpha inhibitor. Gene Ontology annotation, molecular function: peptidyl-histidine dioxygenase activity; [protein]-asparagine 3-dioxygenase activity; ankyrin repeat binding. Lineage: Eukaryota; Metazoa; Chordata; Actinopteri; Cypriniformes; Cyprinidae. Gene Ontology annotation, cellular component: cytoplasm; nucleus. The record is from RefSeq and is a predicted model, not a curated record. Gene Ontology annotation, biological process: negative regulation of Notch signaling pathway; peptidyl-aspartic acid hydroxylation.
CUGAAAACAUCGGCAGUGUUUCUGUUUUCGCGCUGCUUGUUGUGUGACUGCACGGCGGGUCGCUCCGCUCGUCUGUUCGUGUUUCUGUGGGGUGUGUGAAAGGCUAGGAGCGGUUCUCGCUGCUACUCUCUCAGCUCAACGGCUGUGCCGUUCACCCUCGUGUGACUUUAUUGUGAAGUAACAGCAAUCCUCUGGCGAUCUCAGAGGACAUGGCAGCUGUGACCGUGGCUGAAGCGGACCCAGCAGAGACCGACGGAGCUGCCGCCGCCGCCGCCUUUACGGAUCUACGCGACCCAGGCUGGAAUGAAUCGCAGCUCCGGCAAUAUACUUUUCCAACCCGACAGAUACCGCGACUGUCUCAUACUGAUCCGCGUGCGGAGGUCCUCAUCAAUAACGAGGAGCCUGUUGUAUUAACAGAUACCAGUUUAGUAUAUCCAGCUCUAAAAUGGGACAUACCCUACUUGCAAGAGAACAUUGGAAAUGGGGACUUCUCUGUUUACAUAGCAGAAAACCACAAAUUCUUGUAUUAUGAUGAGAAGAAGAUGACAAACUUUCAGGACUUUGUGCCCAAAUCUCGUCGAAUAGAGAUGAAAUUUUCUGAGUUUGUGGAGAAGAUGCAUCAAACAGAGGAACAAGGUGGAAAAGAUAGAGUGUACUUGCAACAAACUCUGAAUGAUACAGUAGGCCAAAAAAUAGUGGUGGAUUUCCUUGGAUUCAAUUGGAACUGGAUUAAUAAACAGCAAGCUAAACGAAACUGGGGACCGCUGACCUCAAAUUUGCUGCUCAUAGGCAUGGAAGGCAAUGUGACACCAGCACACUAUGAUGAGCAGCAGAAUUUCUUUGCACAAAUCAAAGGACAUAAGAGAUGCAUCCUCUUUCCUCCGGAUCAGUUUGACUGCCUCUAUCCUUACCCAGUUCAUCAUCCAUGUGACAGACAGAGUCAGGUUGAUUUUGAGAAUCCCGAUUAUGACAAGUUUCCUAAUUUCAAAAAUGCUGUUGGAUAUGAGGCUGUUGUGGGACCAGGUGAUAUCUUAUACAUCCCAAUGUACUGGUGGCAUCACAUUGAGUCCCUGUUAAAUGGAGGAGUGACCAUCACAGUAAACUUCUGGUACAAGGGGGCACCAACUCCAAAGAGGAUAGAGUACCCAUUGAAAGCUCAUCAGAAGGUGGCCAUUAUGAGGAACAUAGAGAAGAUGUUGGGAGAGGCCUUGGGGGACCCGCACGAGGUUGGUCCAUUGCUGAACAUGAUGAUCAAAGGCAGAUAUGACCAUGGACUGAGUUAAUGGCCUGAGCUGAACCCUCUUUAGUGUGCUGCUAAGACGGUCUGUUCAUAUGUAUGUGUGGAUAUGAGUAUAUGCCUUUGUGUACAUUCAGACUGUUGAAAUGCCAGUGCAUGGCAGUAUAAAGACUUUUGCCUUUUGUCUGCUUUCAUUUACUGGACCCAUUAUAGCUAGUUCUAUAUUGGUAUAAGGAGAAAACCACUGGUGAGGAAUCUUGAGUUGAUCUCUCCUUAAAAAAGUCCUUAAAUUCACAUGUGUGCUGCAUUAUGUGCUAAAAAAUAGACAAAUGCAUUAGCAGAGCCUGUAAAGCACUUUUACACCACCCAGAGCGCCUGUUGUCAGGUUUUGUCCCAUGUUGGGACAAAGAAGGUGCCAUAUGUCAUGAUUAAACUCCUGUGGUUCAGAGUCCGUGCAGUGAAACUGGCAGAGUGCCUCGAAGUUAUAUCCACAAAGGAGGAUGAUUUACAACUUGAAACCUACCUUCGGCUCAUUGACAGUUUUAAAGUGUUGAUACUAUCAUGAUUCAAUGUUUUUUGUGUUUGCUUUUGAAUUCAAUCUCAUGGGUUAACAGUGUUUCUGUUAGCAUAGAAGUAAUGCAGAAUACAAUGGUCAGCCACAGUAUGUUUUUAAAACAAAGGAUGUCUUAUCCUUUUGUAGGCGACUCACUGAAUUAAAAUUUCCAUAUAUGCAUUUGUAAUUAUUUCUUCUUUUUUUUUUUUUAGCUAUGUGUACAUUAAUUCAAAUGUUUUUAGUUUCUUGGUGUUAUAUUUUACAGUGUAACAUUAUAUGGUACCAUUUCUGUAAGGACUGUAAUUCAGAACAAACUACACUUAACUGUCUCCAUGAAUUGAAAGGAAAUAAAAGAUUUCGAAUGGUUUGGUCUAACUUUA